UGACCCCAUUUCAAUCUCACCACAUCUCAACAUUCUUUCCCCCAUUCCAAUCUCAUCACAUCUCAACAUUCUUUCCCUCAUUUCAGUCUCACAGAAAUGGCUUCCGUCGAUUCCGGCGGCAGGUCGAAUUUCUCGCAGACCUGCAGCCUUUUGAGGCAGUAUUUGAAGGAGAAGAAUGGCAGCCUUGCCGAGCUCACGCUUGGCUUAACCCCUACCCCUUCCCCCGAAAUAAAAGAGACAAUGAAUUUUCUAUCGGCGAUUGAGAAUAAAGCGGCGGAGGUGGAGACUGCAGCGAUGACGAUAUUCUACGGCGGCAAGGUCAUGGUCUACAAUGAGUUUCCAGCGGAGAGAGCUCAGGAGAUCUUAGCCCUAGCUAGCACCGCCUCCGCUCAGCCGUCUCUUGAUUUACCGAUUGCUAGAAAAAACUCAUUGGCCAGCUUCUUGGAGAAGAGGCGAGACAGGAUCACCGCAAAGGCGCCUUACCCACCAAGGAAGGCAACGCCCUGGCUCGGAUUGGCGCCGCGCAACUAGCACUCUAGGACUACAAUUUUCAUGUUUUUGAUGUAGCAUAUAUACAUUUUCACGAAUUUUGGUUCAUCUUUCUUUUUUGAGGCACAUCUACCAUGUAAUUAUGGAUCAAUUUUUUCAAUUUACCAAUCUGUUUGUGUUUUA
Messenger RNA from Salvia hispanica, 672 nucleotides. RefSeq names its product protein TIFY 11c-like. NCBI's taxonomy places the organism in Eukaryota, Viridiplantae, Streptophyta, Magnoliopsida, Lamiales, Lamiaceae. Gene Ontology annotation, biological process: regulation of jasmonic acid mediated signaling pathway; response to wounding; regulation of defense response. The record is from RefSeq and is a predicted model, not a curated record. Gene Ontology annotation, cellular component: nucleus.